Molecule: messenger RNA, 1346 nt
Organism: Glycine soja
Lineage: Eukaryota; Viridiplantae; Streptophyta; Magnoliopsida; Fabales; Fabaceae
Product: flavonol synthase/flavanone 3-hydroxylase-like
Exons: 3
Coding region: 68-1069 (333 amino acids)
Source: RefSeq, a predicted model, not a curated record
UACGUUUCCAUUUGAUUAAGAGAACAAAAGAAAACAAGAGAAGAGAUUAUAGGAACAAAAGCAAUUAAUGGACACAUUGAGGGUGCAAAGCUUAGCUUCUCAGUCGAAGGAAACGAUUCCUGCAGAGUUUGUUAGGUCAGAGACAGAGCAACCAGGCAUCACAACCGUUCAUGGAACCCAACUUGGGGUUCCUAUAAUCGAUUUCAGUAACCCUGAUGAAGACAAGGUGCUGCAUGAAAUUAUGGAAGCAAGUCGUGACUGGGGCAUGUUCCAAAUUGUGAACCAUGAGAUACCUAGCCAAGUUAUAGAAAAACUUCAAGCCGUGGGGAAAGAGUUCUUUGAGUUACCACAGGAAGAAAAGGAACAAUAUGCUAAGCCUGCAGACUCAACAUCUAUAGAAGGUUAUGGAACAAAGCUUCAAAAGGAGGUGGAUAACAAGAAAGGUUGGGUGGACCAUUUAUUCCACAGGAUAUGGCCACCUUCGGACAUUAACUAUCGCUUCUGGCCCAAGAAUCCUCCUUCUUACAGAGAGGCUAAUGAGGAAUAUGAUAAGUACCUACAUGGGGUUGUUGAUAAGUUGUUCGAAAGCAUGUCAAUAGGGUUGGGGCUUGAAAAACAUGAACUAAAGGAAUUCGCAGGGGGUGAUAACUUGGUUCACCUUUUAAAGGUAAACUACUACCCACCUUGUCCAUGCCCUGAUCUUGUCCUCGGCGUGCCAUCUCAUACGGACAUGUCCUGCAUUACCCUUCUUGUGCCCAAUCAUGUUCAGGGCCUUCAAGCCUCAAGAGAUGGCCAUUGGUACGACGUUAAGUAUAUCCCCAAUGCUUUGGUCAUUCACAUUGGAGAUCAAAUGGAGAUAAUGAGCAAUGGAAAAUACAAGGCCGUGCUUCACAGGACUACAGUGAGUAAAGACGAAACAAGAAUUUCGUGGCCAGUGUUCGUAGAGCCCCAACCAGAGCACGAAGUGGGGCCUCACCCAAAGCUGGUUAACCAAGACAACCCACCAAAAUAUAAGAGCAAGAAAUACAAGGAUUAUGCUUACUGUAAGCUCAAUAAGAUCCCUCAGUAAAUUAAUUAAGCAGCACUGCAGACAUGUUGUAUUGUAGGUAACACUGCACAUAUAAAUAUAUAUGCUUAAUUUGUUAGUUUAAUUUGCCAAAUAAACGUGGGUAGGGAUGAGAGACAACGUAGUACCUGUGGCUAAUUUUUGUCUCCCGCCACGAGUUUAACGAGUAAUAAUCGAGUUGAUCAGAUACAAGUAAUCUUUAAGUUUUUAUUUUUGGGGACCAAAAUGGGGAUGAAUAACCAUUUUUUCUUGUAUCCGUAUCCAUUACUUGUGUCCCUCA